AUGACAAUACAAUCAUCAAUUUCAUCUUCAAAUCAAUCAAUAACACCAAAAACUAAAUUAACAAAUCUUGAACUUGAACUUGAACUUGAACUUGAAGAAGAGGAAGGGGAAGAACAACCACAAGAAGUUCAAGAAAUAAAUUCAACUUCUUUUUCUUCUUCAAUUACAUUUGGAUUAUAUGAUGAAUCAGAUGGUGAUAAAGCCUAUUUAGCCAAAUCUAAAUUAAUAGCUGAAUCAAUUCAAUCAAUAGGUUUUGGAAAAUAUCAAAUUGGAUUAUUUUUUGUUGCUGGAUUUGGUUGGUUAAGUGAUAAUGCUUGGCCUGUAGCUACAAGUUUAAUAUUACCUCGAUUAAAUGAAAUUAAUGGAGUUCAUCCACCACCACCAUCAUCAUCAUCAUCAUCAUCAUCAUCACCCAACAAGGGACCAUAUUUGAUGUUGGCACAAAAUUUAGGAUUAUUAUUGGGAGCAGCAUUUUGGUCAAUAUCAUCAGAUAUAAUUGGACGGAAAUGGGCAUUUAAUUUAACAUUUUUAAUCACUGGUAUUUGGGCAAUUAUUGGUGGUUCAAGUCCAAAUUUUAUAGCCCUUUGUUGUUUUGAAGCCUUUUGGAGUUUUGGCGUUGGUGGGAAUUUAUCAGUAGAUUCAGCUAUAUUUCUUGAAGCAUUACCAAGUUCAUAUCAAUGGUUAUUAACGGUUAUGUCAGCAUGGUGGGCCAUUGGACAAAUUGUGGUUAAUCUUAUUUCAUGGGGAUUAAUUGCAAAUUUUUCAUGUCCAACAAUAGACAACGACGUUGGUAGUGGUAGUGGUAGUGGUAAUAUUAUAUGUUAUAAGGAAGAUAAUAAAGGUUGGAGAUAUUUUUUAUUUACUAUGGGAGGAUUAACGUUACUUAUGUUUUUCGCAAGAUUUGCUUUUCAAAUAUUUGAAUCACCUCGAUAUUAUCUUGCAAGAGGUGAUUCAAUUAAAACUAUUGAAACAUUGGAAAAAAUCGCUAAAAUUAAUGGGAAAACUUGUCCUAUAACUAUUAAAGAUUUACAAGAUAUUGAUGAAUUGUAUGAUGAAUCGGAAUUAGAAAAAGAAACAGAAACAGAAACAGACACCACCACUACCACCACCAAAAAAAAUAAUAGAUUGAUUAAAGAAAAAUUGAAAAAAUAUAAUUUAUCUCACGUUAGACAAUGUUUUACAACAUCGAAAAAAAUGACAUUAUCAAUAAUAUUAGUGGUUUGGUUAUGGGGAGUUAUAGGAUUAGCAUUCCCAUUAUAUAAUGCUUUUAUACCAAGUUAUUUAGAAUCUCGAGGUGAUGCCAAUAAACCUUUAACCGUACAUGAAACUUAUCGAAACACAUUAAUAAUAUCAAUUUUAGGUAUCCCUGGCUCAUUGAUUGGUGGAAUAUUAGUUGAAUUAAAAAUAGGUCGCAAAGGAACAUUAUUUUUAUCAUUAAUAUUAACUGGGAUAUUUUUAUUUGGAUCAACAACGGCGAAAACUUCAAAAGCAAAUUUGGCUUGGAAUUGUAUGUUUUCAUUCAUGUCAACGAUUAUGUAUGGAGUAUUGUAUGCUUAUACACCAGAGGUUUUUUAUUCACAAAUUAGAGGUACGGCAAUAGGGUUAGCCGCUUCAUUUAAUCGUAUUAUGGGAGUAUUUGCUCCUAUAAUUGCCAUAUAUGCUGAUUUAACCACUUCAGCCCCCAUAUUUGUCUCAGGAGCAUUAUUCAUUUUUGCCGGAAUCUUGAGUUUAUGUUGUCCAUAUGAACCAAGGGGUAAACCAAGUUAUUAA
Molecule: messenger RNA, 1770 nt
Organism: Candida albicans SC5314
Lineage: Eukaryota; Fungi; Ascomycota; Pichiomycetes; Serinales; Debaryomycetaceae
Exons: 1
Coding region: 1-1770 (589 amino acids)
Biological process (GO): transmembrane transport
Molecular function (GO): transmembrane transporter activity
Source: RefSeq, a predicted model, not a curated record